This is a messenger RNA of Solenopsis invicta (red fire ant), 840 nucleotides long. RefSeq lists its product as uncharacterized. The record is from RefSeq and is a predicted model, not a curated record. The transcript is spliced from 3 exons. Gene Ontology annotation, molecular function: nucleic acid binding. The coding region runs from base 1 to 840 and encodes 279 amino acids. Lineage: Eukaryota; Metazoa; Arthropoda; Insecta; Hymenoptera; Formicidae.
AUGAUGAACGCUUGCGCGCUAUCCUCCAACGACAACUUUAUUCUCCAAAUAGAUCACAAACCGUUCCUCGCGCUUCUACAAACAGAAUACACUAAAGGUUUCAAACCCACCACAGCGGCUCUCAAACGCUGGGUUAUAAAGUUACUUGAAUACGACUUCAAGAUCGAAUACAUCCGCACUCAGGAUUUUGGCCAAGCAGAUGCACUCUCGCGUUUCAUAGAAAAGUUCCGUCUAGAUAACCUUGAAAACUUUCAAGUAGCAAGCAUUUGUCUGGUAGAAAACAAAAUUAAACAGAUCAGAGACUCUUCUAUCGACAAAUUCGGCUCAAAUUUUCCCCUCAAACUGAAGACUGCCACGAAUGAAGAUCCAGAUCUCAAAUCGAUAAUGGAGCUAAAACUCUCCGACGACACAGAAUGUUUUGUAAAGCAAUGCGAUGCAUGUGGGUUAACAGGUAAACUUCCAGUUAAGGUUUUGAUUAAUCUAUGGCCAACUUCUAUUAAACCUCUGGAACGCCUACACUUGGAUUAUGCAGGACCUAUCGACGGAAAAUAUCUACUUGUCUUUAUAGAUGCAUACUCGAAAUUCAUCGAAAUAGCCAUCACUUUGAUUAUUUUGGCUACUUGCACUGUCGAACUCUGCCUUGAAGUAUUCUCACGAUAUGGAUCCUUCGAAGUCCCGACCGGAGCACACUCGAUGUUCCGAUGGAUCCUGACCCUCUGGCCAUCCCGCCAGAAGCUCCUGAAGCACCAGGUGACCAGACGAAAGUCUAGACGUAUCUCCGGCGAGGCUUUCCCAUCGCAGAAUCCAACCAAAGAGUCUAAUCCUGGACCUCAAGUUUAA